AUGGCUAAGGUUUUUCUCGACUUUGCGAAACAGAUCUCCUCGGAACUCAAACAAUACUAUCAUGCCGAAGGCCUCGAGGAUGUUCGAGUCAUUCGCGACAAGCAAACCAAACAGUCUAGGAGAUUUGGCUUUAUCCGCUUCGGCGCAGUACAAGAAGCGGAAGCUUUCAUGGAUCGCAAUUACCCCAUUCUCUACCUGUAUGGGGACAACAAUAAGUCCAACGGAAGCGCAGCCAAAGUUCGGAUAACAUUCAGUCGAGAACGGAAAGACCCGCGCAGGACUGAGGAACCAGAUUGGAUUUGCGAUUCGUGCCUCAUCAACAACUUUGCAACUCGAGAUCGAUGUUUCCGAUGUCAAGCUGAGAAACCAGAGCAUCCAACCUACGCUAUCCCGACGAAGCCGCCCAACGUUGGCGAUAACGAUGCUUCCCCAGACAACCGCCCCUCUCAAUUCCUUCUGUUACGUGGGUUAGAGCCUUCUGUGUCGGAAGAGUUGCUCGUUAAAGGCGUAUCAAAGCUUAACAAACCAAGCUCAUCAACUCAAAAAGAUGAACUGUCUGCUAAAAAAGGUGCCAAAGUUGCGUCCACCACCGGUGACGCCAAUCUUGGAGCCAAAGAAGGUACAUUGCGCCGAGUGCUGCUUGUCCGCGAUCGAAAAACCAACGAGAGUUGGCGGUAUGGCUUUGCAGAGUAUGCCUCGAUCGAGGACGCACAAGCUGCAUUGACUCGAUACAAUUCUUUUGAGCGAUUCACGAUCGCAUCGAAGCAGGUGCUUGUCAGCUAUAUCCAUGCUGGCGUCUUCGUUCCCGUAUUGAACUCUACUCCUGACACUGAACGCUUCUGCUUCAGCCCCGUGGGCAAUCCCGCUAUGAAGCUGGCAUAUUGGGACGAGGGGGCGUAUGUGAAGGAACUGGCUGUAUCGAUGCCAAACACGAGCUCACAGGAGCCCAAGAAUGGCGCUGCCACACGCACAGAGGCAGGCAGCAAACCAGCCAAAGACACAGAGAAGGCGAAGAAGCGAAAGGCUCAAACAGAGGCGGAGACGAUCGGAGUCAAGAAGACGGUGCCAUCGCACCUCCAGUUCUGGAGUAAUCGUCACGCUGAACUGCAUGGCAUCUCCAAAAGGUCCCAGGCUAGGGACGACUCGAGAUCAACGGAUGGGAAUGAAAGUACGGAGGCACCGCCAUCGCAGUCUUAUGCGGACCCAACUCGACACUGCUGCUAUCUCUGUAUGCGUCAAUUCAAUAACGCGGCAGAAGUCAACAAGCACGAGCGUCUGAGCGACCUACACCGCUCGAAUUUACAAGAUGAAAUCAAGGUCAAAAAGGCAGAGGCGAAAUUAGCGAAACACGGGAUUCAAUUGCAGCCUGUCAUGGCCGCGGCGAAACCUGUGCAUGAAUAUCGCGAUCGAGCAAAAGAGAGACGCAAGAUCUAUGGUGUGGUCAAUAAAAAAGGCGAACAAGUUGGAAACGCACCGAGGUCAUCACGCGCGUCAUCGGAUGAUGAAAGUUCCCAGCCACCUAUUCAGUCCAAGGGCGCCUCAUUGCUGAGCAAAAUGGGCUAUACCGCCGGACAAGGCCUUGGUGCGUCUGGAGAGGGGAUGACGGCGCCGAUAAGUCAAGAUGUCUAUGUUGCUGGAGUCGGAUUGGGUGCUCAAGGCGGCAAACUUGGCGAUGCUGUUGUUGAAGCGGAGCGAAAUACCAAAGGCGAUUACGGUGGGUUUUUAGAAGAGACGCGGCAAAGAGCGAGAGAGAGGUAUGCGAGAAUGGAGUAG
This is a messenger RNA of Fonsecaea pedrosoi CBS 271.37, 1773 nucleotides long. RefSeq lists its product as uncharacterized. NCBI's taxonomy places the organism in Eukaryota, Fungi, Ascomycota, Eurotiomycetes, Chaetothyriales, Herpotrichiellaceae. The transcript has 4 exons. Gene Ontology annotation, cellular component: nucleus. Gene Ontology annotation, biological process: mRNA splicing, via spliceosome. Bases 1 to 1773 code for a protein of 590 amino acids. Gene Ontology annotation, molecular function: RNA binding. The record is from RefSeq and is a predicted model, not a curated record.